Messenger RNA from Uncinocarpus reesii 1704, 1512 nucleotides. RefSeq lists its product as uncharacterized. Gene Ontology annotation, molecular function: metalloexopeptidase activity; protein binding. Bases 1 to 1512 code for a protein of 503 amino acids. Gene Ontology annotation, biological process: proteolysis. The transcript is spliced from 2 exons. Lineage: Eukaryota; Fungi; Ascomycota; Eurotiomycetes; Onygenales; Onygenaceae. The record is from RefSeq and is a predicted model, not a curated record.
AUGCAUUCCCUAAGCUCCGCCCUUGCGGGUAGCACGUUCGUGCUACUUUUUCUCUGCCUAUUGGCCUCUGCUCAACCGUUGACUACCCCCAAUCCUGCCCGUGCAUUGCCAGAUGCAUUGACCGGGGGAUCCUCCAUAUUCUCCUGUCCCGCCGCGUCCUGGCCACCCACGAGAAUUGGCUCUCCCAACAGGCCUCAAAGGCCGUCGAGAGAAUUACGGUCGAUCCUCUCCCAGAUUUCACACAAACGAAUCGAAGCCUCAAUCCUCAAGCUCGUCUCCUUUGGGACUCGGCACACGCUUUCUACCCAGACAAAUGCUACUCACGGCAUUGGCGCCGCGCGGGAUUGGAUCGCGUCCGAAUUCAAACGCUAUGCAGAUGCGAGUGAUGGCCGUUUGAGCGUUGAUGUCAUAGGGUACGAACAGCAGCCAGACGGAAACAGAAUACCGUUCCCGGUGCGAAUCAGCGAUGUAGUUGCAACACUGAAGGGAACGGAAGAACCAGAGAGAAUAUAUCUCAUUUCGGGGCAUUACGACUCCAGAGUUACUGAUGUCAACGAUUAUACAAGCUUUGCGCCAGGGGCUAAUGAUGAUGCCUCAGGGGUAGCAGUCUCUCUUGAACUGGCCCGCGUGAUGUCGCAACCACACUUCCCUCGCCCGCGGGCAACCCUUGUUUUUGCUGCCGUUGCCGGUGAAGAGCAAGGCCUAUACGGCUCCAGAUUCCUCGCUGAAACAUAUCGUAACAAAUCUGCCAAUAUAGAAGGAAUGUUCACCAACGACAUCGUCGGUUCAUCCACAGCCGACGAUGGCACAAGGGACCCUCACGUCGUCCGGCUCUUUGGACAAGGCCUUCCGCCACUAACUGUCGAAGACCAAAAGCAACGGGAAACUCGUCUUACUAUUGGCGGUGAAAACGAUACCCCAGCCCGCCAAUUAUCCCGGUUCGUGAAAGAAACCGCCGAAAAUGAGCACACCGAUAUGCGCGUCUCUGUGAUCUACCGACUCGACCGUUAUCUGCGUGGUGGUGAUCAUCGGCCUUUCCUGGAGGCCGGAUACCCCGCGGCACGCUUCACUGAGCCUCAUGAGAACUUUGCACACCAGCAUCAGGACGUGCGUGUGGAAACCGAUCCGAAAACAGGACGCAAGAAGCAGUACGGCGAUCUACCCGAGUUCUGCGACUUUAGAUAUAUUGCGCGUGUGGGAAAAGUCAAUGCCGCAGCGCUCUGGAGUUUGGCGAAUUCUCCUGGAAUGCCGCGCAACGUGCGUGUAAGCACGAGAGAUCUGUCUAAUGAUAGCAAGUUUUUCUGGGACCCGCCAGUUGGUGGGAAUGAAGGCGUAGGGGGCUAUGAGAUUGUGUGGCGGAGCACAGUUGCGCCGUUCUGGACGCAUGUUCUGGAUGUGGGCAUGGCUAGAGAGGCAACCGUUGACCUGAGCAAAGACAAUGUGAUCUUUGGGAUACGGGCAAGGGGGAAGAAUGGAGAGCGAGGUGUGGCUGUUCUGCCGUUUCCAGCUUAA